AUGUUCUCUUUAGCAUCGGCAGUUGACAAACCAUUGCAAGUGAAUUUGGCUACCCAGAAUAAAACAAGGCCAAGUUGUGCAAGGGUCAAAGUAGAAGUUGAUCUACUUGGGGAAUUUCCAAAAAUAAUCAAUCUUGGUAUGAGGCUGAAAAUGGGAGAAGUGAAGGAGAAGUGGAUACGAAACAAUUAUGACUAUGUCCCCAAGUAUUACAAGUUUUGUAAGCUUCAAGGGCAUAAUGAGAAGGAAUGUGUUAUCAUUCAUCCAGAACUCUACCCAAAAGAGGAGAACAAAGAAGAAGAAACAUCAGACAGUACGAAGAAUGCGGGAGUGCAUGAGAGUGAGGGAGUUGACACUGAUGCAAUGCUUGCAAUUUCAAGAGAAGAAGGGGAAUUAAUUGAUGAAAAAAGAGAUAAAGAGGUACCUAAAAUAAAAACAUUUGCAGAGCAGGAAAUCAGUGAUAAGCAAAAUUCAGAGGAGGAUGAAAGUAUUAAUGUUAAUGUAGAAUAUGUGAGUAAAAAUGGAGAUCUGUCACCAAGACGAAUUGAUGAUCUUAAAAGCAAAAUGAAGAAGAAUACAAAUCAGAGCCCCAGUGAAUUGGAAGCUUAUAGGAGGAAGUUAGGUCUUCCUAAUGCUAGAGUGAAUAGUUCAUCAAAAAUUUGGGUAUUCUGGGAAGACAAUUGGGUGGAGAAAGGAUCAACAGACACUAUGCAACAAUUAACAAUGCAAUUUCAACUUAGAGGUAGGGAUGUGUGCUUCAGGGUAACGACUGUAUAUGCAAGAUGUAGUGCCCUAGAAAGACAAGAAUUAUGGGAUGAUUUGGAGCAUAUUGCUGCUCAAACUAAUAAUCCUUGGUUGGUAGGCGGUGAUUUCAAUACAAUUAUAGAUGAAUCAGAGAAAUUAGCUGGUUUGCCAAUGACAUUGCAGGAAACGGCUGACUUUACUACUUGUAUUAGUGCUUGCGCAUUAAAUGAGUUGAAAUUUGUAGGUAGUGCUACACUUGGUGGAAUGGACAAAUUGAAAAUGAUUGUAUCUUUAAAAGACUAG
This is a messenger RNA of Solanum stenotomum, 1044 nucleotides long. RefSeq lists its product as uncharacterized. The record is from RefSeq and is a predicted model, not a curated record. The transcript has 3 exons. NCBI's taxonomy places the organism in Eukaryota, Viridiplantae, Streptophyta, Magnoliopsida, Solanales, Solanaceae. The coding region runs from base 1 to 1044 and encodes 347 amino acids.